Molecule: messenger RNA, 3220 nt
Organism: Sycon ciliatum
Lineage: Eukaryota; Metazoa; Porifera; Calcarea; Leucosolenida; Sycettidae
Product: alpha-protein kinase vwkA-like
Exons: 1
Coding region: 374-2590 (738 amino acids)
Biological process (GO): protein phosphorylation
Cellular component (GO): cytoplasm
Molecular function (GO): ATP binding; protein serine/threonine kinase activity
Source: RefSeq, a predicted model, not a curated record
GACACCAACUCGCCUGGUGCAGGAUCUAGGAAGGCCAGCACUUUGUUCUCGUCGUCGAAAGACUUUCCGUACUAACCAAAGCUGUCCCCAAAUGCAAGAGGGCCGACGAUGGCCGAUACCUCUGGCACAGUUCUAGCAUUUUUUGCCUAAUCUUGGGUCCUGCUCCAACGAAACUUUGCGCCAAGGAAGAAGACCUUUGCCAUCAAGAUUGCCACGGAGUGGGAGAUUUUGUUCUCGCGCUGCAUGGCCGAAAGGCGCAAAGAGAGUCGGUGCAAGUGCAAAAGGCUAGUCGAUUGCGUGAACCCAUUUCGUAUUUUGGUUGGGAACUAUAUUGGGUAGAGUUUUCUUUCUGUGAGGCUGCCUGUCGAUAGCCAUGGCCGAGUGCAGUGAAUCCUACGAUUCGGAGAUUUCGGUACACGGAUCAGCCAGUGCUUCGUCCGAGCGGGACGACUACAUGGUGCUUGAUAUGCUGAACGUCGACGAGGAUGCCGGCACGGAGGUACUUGAUGAUCACCUGGAUAGAGAGCUCGAAGGGCUGACACUACGUGGCCCUUCUGUAAGCAGUGAAAGCCGCGUGGAAGAACGACGACUCAGGCAUGCUCACUUCGACACGCCUGCGUUCGCACCAGCCACUCCGCACCGAGAACCAGCCGAAGACGGAGACAGCGGCCUCGGUAGUGUCCUUUCCACCAUUUCACUGGCCCUGCCAGAGUGUGACGCUGAUGAAGCUGUCGCUACCGUACUGGCAGAAGGUGAAGGCGCAGCCUCAGAUUCCGUCACACUAAACCGCUGGAUACACGAGGGCGGUGAAGAAACGGCGAGUCGACUGGACGUUGCUAAUCCGAUCAAUGUAAAUCUAGAGCUAUCUUCAUCGGAUCAGACAUCCGUUCUUGCCAGUGAUGGAUCUGGAACGCGACCAGAAUUCAAGGGUAAUCCUGGCAAACGAUUUGUGCGCGUCAAAACCUCGACAGGCCUUUCCACAGUGAAGGAAGUCUCUGAUUCGGUCACGGCUGAAUCGAAUACCACUCCAACGGAAAUAUCACGCCGGGAGGAGCUACGGCGCGAGCGAAUGCAGAAGCUCCUGGAGGAGAAGAAAGCCGGCAUUGAAGAGCUGAACAGGUUGAUGCGACUGGCCCAAAGUGUGGACGUGUGUUUCAUGGUGGACAGUACAGGAAGCAUGCAGAGCUGGAUUGAUGGAGUCAAAAAGAACAUUCAUGCUCUCUACGAUCGAAUCCAGAAAGUCUACAAGAAGAGCUGUCACAUGCGUGCGGCUUUCAUCGCGUACACAGACUUUGACGUAGCAGAAAGCGAACGUGUGAAGGUUUUUGAGUUCAACCUCUACCCGCAGGAGUUCUACCGAUUUGUUGAUAGCGUCAAGGCCCAUGGUGGCGGUGACACAGCGGAGGAUAUCAUGGGAGCAUUUCACGCCAUGUUCACAAAGCUCUCCUGGAGGCCAGAUGUGACAAAGCUACUCAUCCACAUUGCUGAUGCUCCCUGCCAUGGUAAACAGUACCACAACGGCGUCAGUGAUAGCAACCCUGAGGGAGAUCCAAACCGCCGCACACAUGAUGAAAUGAUGCGGAAAAUGGCGGAGAACAAGAUCCAGUACUUCUUUGGCAAGAUCAACGAUAGUACCGACAAAAUGAUUGGAAUCUUUGAGCAGGCCCUACAGAUCAGCUCCAGGGGUGACCUUUCGAUCACAACGUUCAGCAGCGUCGACCCAAGCUGUGGGGAUUUCCUCGAGUCGCUGGAGACUGCCAUCAAGUGCAGCGUACAGCACUCCAUGGCGGCGGCGCACUGCAAAACGGAGCGCCCGGAGUGCAGGCUACUGGACAAGACACUGCCGAAGGACUUUCACGGUGUGCAAGAUCGUCCGGGCACUGCUGUGCGUUUUCACAUGCCCAAGUCCAUCGACGCACUCAUGGACGGUGCCGGUAUACAGAUCGACAAGUACAAAGUCAUCAUUCGAGCAGCAGCACGCCCCUUCGCCAAGGGCUCGGCACGCCUGGCUUUUCAUGGUGUGGAGCGAGUCCACAAGAAGCGCGUAGUCCUGAAGAGCAGCAAGUUCGAAGAGGUCAUGUACAACCGCUACAAGCGCUACCUGGAGGACGCCGAAGUGCAAACCGUUGCGGCCAAGUUUCUCUCGGAUUUCAAGAAAGCACUUCCAGCGCCGUACAAGGACCGAUAUCGCAUGCACAUGAUUGUCUCCAAGGUGGUCGCAUUCGACAACGCCGCCAGCGAAGGUACAAAGUACAUGGCCAUGGAGCCAUUGCUGCCGCCAGCCGAUUACGAGAAGUUCACCAAUAACUACGACGUACAGCCCUCGGACACGCCGUUCCUGGAGACCUUGCAGGCUCUCAGUCACUGGAGCUGGGUGAUUUCCAAGGAGAGAAUGAUGCUGGUCGACCUGCAGGGCGUGCCCAAGGACGGCAUCAUCUACCUCACCGAUCCAGCUAUCCACUCCAAGAACCUGCUGCAGUUCGGCUACGGCACCAACCUUGGCGUGCAAGGCAUGAUCAAAUUCUUUGAGGCGCACCGCUGCAAUGAUAUCUGCCGAGCGUUUGGCUUCAAACCCAACCCAAUGGUAUGAUGCCCCUAGGAGAGCAGCUAGUAAUUAUCAUAAUGUACAUAUGACAAUGAUGGUGAUCAAUGAUUAUCAUACUCACUCCAGGAAUACAUGCAUGUUGAACUGUCUCUGCUAGGAUGAUGACUCAACCCUUGCUUACUUCUAUGUAGAGUAUCACUGGCCGAAGGUGAGGGUACCUCGUUCAAGUUCUGGUCGAAGUUUUCUGCAGAUUUAUUUUCCCUUUUUCCCUCCCUUAAACUCUUGAACACUGAUUCCAGCUGAUAAACCCUACAAUAAACUCAAGGCUCAUAGUGACACCGUGGGAUGACCUUGGGUAUUGUUUUACAUGCUACAGUGGACACAUGUACAGUUUGUACCUUCCUGACCAUGCUCUUUUUAGUUAAAUUUCUUUUUAAUCAUUAAUUUUACGGUAGAUGAAGAGCUGUGUUUGGCCUUUUGGAGCUGAGUUCUUUUCAAAAUGUCAGUAUUAUAUGACCUUGAUGGACUACAAUAUGUUAACAUAUAAAGCAGUAGAAGACAAUGCUUAGGGGGCAUGGGUCCAAUCUGAAGCUGCUUGAUGCAUGGUGCUACUGCCACAGCGAACAUGCCGCAACGGCCAUUUCUGUUUCCAUAAUAUCUUGAUGAACACAGUCA